Messenger RNA from Galleria mellonella (greater wax moth), 9212 nucleotides. It is a transcript of the gene Lrch, whose product is annotated as leucine-rich repeat and calponin homology domain-containing protein. The transcript is spliced from 11 exons. Bases 35 to 2848 code for a protein of 937 amino acids. The record is from RefSeq and is a predicted model, not a curated record. Lineage: Eukaryota; Metazoa; Arthropoda; Insecta; Lepidoptera; Pyralidae. Gene Ontology annotation, molecular function: protein binding.
AAAAAAAUCAGUUUCGUUUUAGUUUAAAAAGAAUAUGGCCGUGUUAGGCCCGUCCGUGAGUGUAAAUAUGAAUGGGCACAAUAAUAUUCAUAGUCAGUUAACAAAGUCUUUAGAAAGAAUUUUAGAAGAUGCUUACUUAAGUGGUGAAUUAAAACUCAGUGGUCGAAAAUUGCGGGAGUUCCCAAAACCUGUGAAAUUCGACUUGAGCGAUACAGUUGUGGCUGAUUUAUCAAAGAAUCGAUUCAGUGAGGUGCCCGAUGAAGUGACUACGUACGUGUAUUUAGAGAAGUUACUACUAUCACAAAAUAUAAUCAAGAGUGUACCUGACUCGGUUGGGGGUCUACAGUCCCUCACAUAUUUAGAUCUCAGUUCAAAUCAGCUAACGGAGUUACCCAGAGAAGUAUGCCAGAUGCCAUUGCAAGUUCUUCUGUUACAAGACAACAUGCUAACGAACCUCCCAAAGGAGAUCGGCAAGAUGACGUCCCUGGCAGAGCUGGAUGCUUCCAACAACAGACUCACUCAGGUGCCGAUGACUCUGGGUGACUGCGCAGGGAUGCGGGCAUUAGAUCUUAGUAAUAAUCAGCUGGGGCUAUUACCAUUACAAAUCACAUAUUUAAGACUGGAGCACCUAGACGUCAGUUGCAACUGUAUAUCGUCGCUUCCCCUGGAAAUGCGGAACAUGACCUCGCUCGUCACUUUAAAUCUAGACAACAAUCCGCUCGUGUCGCCACCUACCACUAUAUGCAUGCGCGGGCGUGUGCACAUAUUCAAAUAUUUGGAAAAUAUGGCGAACAAAGACUCGUUACCGUCACACAGAAGGGUCGAGGAGGCGAAACGGACCGCUAAACAUAGCUCGUACAUCAGUACUUCACCGAACCAAAGCGUGACCCACCAGAUCACGUCUGGCAAUGCCACGAUAGACUGCUUGAGGCACAAGCCGAGGCAUGUUGUAGACAGCGGGUACAGCACCGACGGUGUUGACAAAAGGUGGUCCAAUGAUGCGGGCGGCGAGGCGGGCGGAGGGGGCGGGUCAGGACGGUCCACUCCGAGUACACCAUCGACCCUGUCUCCUGGCGCUGCGCUCUCUAGAGCUCAGUCACUCUCCAGUGAAACACCCUUAGCGCCACUCACUCCACUCCUCACUGGCCUCCGUAUAUCACCCGAAGGGAACAUUACGAAUGGCGACGAUAAGAAUAAGUUAGCUCAUCAGCAAACCUACAGACAAUAUAAAGAAGCCCUAAGACAGCAACGCCAACAAGAUAUAUACCGACCCCGUACCGACCAACCCUCCCCCGAGCUAGACUCGAGCCCCCAUUCCCAGAAUCAAAGUCCAGUCCAUUCGAUGUCUUCCCCCCACUCACCAAUCAACGGCUACAGUAACGUAUCACCUAGUCUUUACAACCGUACCUUAUCUUCCAACUCUAGUAUUUCUACCUCAUCGCCCAAUACGUCUCAAGUGCCAAACUCUCCCCUACUACACUCCACGCCUAGAAGGUUCCAGAAUCAAAACGGGAAUAGUGAGAAGGAGGAGAACAAACGGCCAGUACAAAAAGUGGUGCCAUCGAGGAAUGUGAACAAGAUGUACUCCACAGUCAACGGAAAUAUAGACUACAACCGUGUCAAUGGUACAAGUGAGACGUACAUAAAACCAACGUCUCCCACCAAAUCGCCAACGAAUACUUUAGGAUACAACAGUAUAGGAAAGUCAAGUAUACCGAGGCAGGUCAACGGUGAUAACCCCAAAUUGCUAACGACGACCGUGUCGUAUUUAAAAGGUGCGGCACCGAAGCCUCCGGGCAAGAUGGCGUGGAACAAAGACGCCGCUCCCGAUAAACUCAGCUUCACUAUGAAGAGGGAAUUCGACAAACAGAAGGAGGAGGAGGAUCUGUUGCUUCAGUUGCGAACGAUAAUCGAGAGCCGUUUGAAGAUGUCGUUGCCAGGCGCACUGGCGCCGGUGCUGGCGGACGGCGUGGUGCUGUGCCACCUCGCCAACCACGUGCGCCCACGCGCCGUCGCUUCCGUGCACGUGCCCUCGCCCGCGCAGCCCAAACUAACAAUGGCAAGAUGCAGAAGAAAUGUAGAUAAUUUCUUGGAAGCAUGCAGAAAAAUAGGAGUUGAAGAGGAGGCCAUCUGCUCGCCCGAAGACAUACUGGGGUUCCACCCGGAGGGCGGCGAGGGGGAGGGAGGCUCUCUCACACCCCUACUCACCACCCUCGUCGCCCUCACCGGCCCACUCCAACCCCCUGCCACACACGCCACGCCGUCGCCGGCCGACCCUAACGAUACCCAAUCACAACCCUAUCACUAUGGACGCGAGUACGCGGGUGACGUCAUAGAAUCUCUUGAAGUCAACUACUAUAGACGGCAGCCAAAGAGGUACUCCGAGGAGCGGUUCAUCAGUAACUUUAACAACCUCGAAGACUACACGAUAGAUGAAGCGGAGGAGUACCAGCUCAAUUACGAGAAUAACAACAUGGAACCACAGAAUGUCCAAGUACAGUAUUCCCCGGUGUACGGCGAUGGUUUAAGAAACAGGGGACCGUAUUACCAAAAGAACAGAAUUCAAUUUGUAACGCCUUUUUACAAAAACAACGUACUUAAAAAUGACAGUUUCGAGAUUUAUGACACGGACGAAGUAGAUUUACCAAUACAGUUAAGGCGGGAAGAAAUGGUCGCAGAAAGAUAUGACAGGGGAAAAAUGAAUCUCGACAUUCAAAACAAUUUGAACAGGGAAUUGAUAACAGAGACUGAAUCUUCUAAAGAAGACGACAACAGAGUAUUUUACACUUGUCUAUGCCUUGGCACUUUUGUCGUGUCUACGAUUGUGUUAAUUUUAUACCCUUUGUAAGUUUAUUUACUGAAGUUUUAACCUUAUACAGAAGCACGUUGAAGUGUAAAUUAGAUUACCUAUAUAUAAAUAUGGACUGGUAGCAGGGAUGGCCAACUUUUAUGUACUAAGAUGUACUGUUUAUUUUAAAAAGUCCAAAAUCUAUUUGCAUUAGACAUUAAAAAGCGGGCAGGUAUAAUUUUUUUCUACUACUAAGUAAUGUAUAAUAUAAUAAUCACAAUGUAACUGAAUUAUUGCGAAUGAUUUGCCAAAUAUAAUUUCUUAGUGUACUAGUUGACCACCCCUGCAUUAUAGAAUGGCACAUUGCGAUGCGAUCGAUUGGUACCAAAACGUAGAAUUGACUUUGAUUGGUCGUGGUGUAGUUUAAUUUUUAGGUGAUUGACUACCGUCUAGGUUGAUACGGGAUAUUUGACAAAACUAUACCUAUUGGUUUCACAAUUUUUAUAGUUUAUAAAUUUUUUAUUCUUAAAACAAUAAUUGAAACAUGGUCAAAUUAUGUUUUCAAAGUUCCGUGGAAUAAAGAGAUCAAAUGCCUAACACUAUGAAAUUAUUCACAAGAAUGAAUUUACGAUUUGUAGUAUUUAUUUAUAUCCAUUUGGGAUAUAUAAUGUAUGUUAAAAUAUGGUGAAAACAUAGUAAACAUUUUUCUAGGAGCAUAGUCGAAUUUUUUUUAUUAAAACAGCGCGAUCUUGUGAUCCAUUUAGUAUGAGGUUGAAAAUGCUAGGGCAUCUUAAAAAUACUUAGAGAUUACAGGGAAUAUUGUUCUCUGACCAAUGUAAAUGUGUUUUUCAUUUCUAAUUUACAUAAGGAUUUAGCUUAAAUGUAGUAAAAAGUGCACCUUUGAAAAAACAAGACAUCCAGACAGAUACGGUCUAUAUGAAAUUAAGGAUCUUUUACUAUAACAAAUAUCAUCUUUUUUUCAGGAAUAAAAAUAAAUUCCUUAAAUGACAUAUAAUUAGAAAACAAAUAAUAUGUUUUUUUUUUAAUGGGUGGAAGUGUAAUGGUAAUCCCGCCUGUGAUAACGGUGUACGCUGGCGUGGCAACAGUGAAAGAGGUUAGCUGAGAAUGAUAGGUCACUUGACCCAUCGUGACUAGUUAGAAUUAACCAAAAUUGUUUACAGGUGGAGGUCGACCUGAUAUACUCUAUAUAUUGCUAGCAUUUGGAUUUUUAGACUAAUAAUCCUCCUAAUAACAAUAAAAAUACUAAUAUAUUUUUUUUUACCUGAAAAAGGACUUUAUGAAGUAUAGCCUUAAAACUGUGGAAAAGUACAAAUGUUUUGACACAUUUAUAACAAGGGGAACAAAGUAAUAAUUUAGUGUACAUCUUACUACUAAGGAUCUAACUAAAUUGUCAUACGAUUAAUUCCAAGUGUGCCAUUAAUAUGAAUCUUUAUUCCACGGAAUUGAAAUUGAAUAUAGUGCCGCUGAUGCCUUAUUCACAGUCUGACUGUUGUAGUGGUCUGAAUAUAAAUUUUUGUCUAUUUCUUGUCAUUUAUUAAAUUUUCAAAAGUCUGAUACAAGGAAUUUUUAAGGUAUUAAGGAUUGAAGAGGCUCGUAUGCUAUAGGAGAAUAUAGGGUUAUUAUAUUGUUGAUUCACUGGUGUACAGUUGGGAUUUCAAGUGCACCAGAAUGAAAAGGGGAUUGUCUGAGAGUGUUCAUGCCCAAGAUUGGUAAUAUUUGCACUAUCUGUCAACGUACGAUCACUUUUAAAGAGUUUUACGUAUUUAUUUUAAUUAUUUAAAUAAUGAAUUAUAACAUAAUUCAUGAAAAAGAUAAUUUUAAACUAGAACUGAAAUUUGCGAAUUUAAUGGAGAACAAAAUUUCAAAAGUAAAAUAUGAAAGUGGUAAAUUUUUAGUGAUACGUUUUAGUCUUCGAUUAAUUUAUACACUAUAAGUCAACGUUGUGUGGACAAUAGAAAACUACGUUUUAAAUAAUGUUUUUAAAAUCUGACAGAUAGUGCAAAUGCUAUUUGUUUUCGGUAUGAAUGAUCUUAAUCAACGUUAGAUGUGUUCUACGGUUUAGGGAAGUUCGAAAUUAAUGAAUUUUGUAACUAAUUUAUACAAAACGAUAUCAUUAUUUUGUCCGAAUUAUCUAUGUUCUAUAUAUUAUAAUUAAAAUAAUAUUUAGACAUGAUUUGAUUAUGAGUGGCGCUUUGAAAUGUUUUGCAAUGCGCUUUUAUGUUAUGUUAGUAUAGUUUUAUUAGCGAUUUAGAAAAUUCCAAUUUUAUAUAAAUUCAUUCCGAUUUGAUGCAUUUAAAAUUUUUUCCUAGGUUAAUUAGAUUUACGAAUUUGCCAAUUGGUUUUUUUGCCUAGUUAUGAUGGAGCUUUAUUUUCCUUUUUUUUAUUACCUACAAGAGAUCUCAAUAUUGUUGUUGUGUUAGAAUGAUUUGCUAUGUCACGUGUCUAUUUCAUUUCUUAUGUUUUUUUUUUUUUUUUGUUAUUGUAUAGAAAAUAAUUACAUAAUAUAUUAUAUACUUAGGUUAUAUAGAUAGAGUGUCAUACAAGUGCUUCGCUAAAAAUAAGUCAAUUUUUUUAUACAUGUGUGCGUGAUUAGAGUUACCGUAAUGUACAUUUAUUAUUCAGUAUAUGGGGGAGAUUAUAUGGUUAGGUUAAAUUGAAAAAUAAAACUAAAUUAGAUUGAAAAUGGUCAUUAUUUUAAUGAAUACAUGUAUUCAUUAAAAUAAUGACCAUGAAUGUAAACAAUACGAACACAUGUUUGUUUACAUUAUUAUCAUAUCAGCUCUUAAGUGUCCACUGCUGAACAUCUAUAAGCCUUCCCCAUAAGGGGAGUUUUGCCAGUAGUUGCUACGCUUGACAGGCGGGUUGACAACCAUAACUGGGCUUUUAGAAAUGUUUGAGGGGGGAGCUGCUGCCCAUUCCUCAACCAUUAAGUUCCUUUAUAUAUUUAUAUAAUAUAUGAGAGAAAUAAUUCCCAGUUCCAGUUAAAAAAAUCGACUUGGUCUAGAAUUUUUUAAUCUACUUACUUGGAACACUGAAUAGAUGGCGCGUUUUAUCUUGAUUUAAAAAAAAAAAAACUAUGUCAAAUUGUGUCAGUAAAAUGUUGUUAUAAUACAUUUUUGACACUUGUUGCUCUAUCCAUAUAAUCUAAGAUUACAUAGAUUACACGUGUUAUAGUUUGUUUUGCACCAAUUAGAUUUAACAGGUUGUACUUAAUUUAUUUUUAAGUGAUACUACCAUUCUACUAUUGCUCCUAAUUUCAAUGUUAAUAUAUAGGUACUUAAAUAUUUUAAUACAGGCUUAAGGUGGUGUAUUACAAUUGAAAUGAACAUAUAAAUUAUCCAACUUUGCAAACUUGCAAACGCACAAUUCACCAUUGUGUUCUAACCUAAAAUUAAGUUAUUAUUUCCAUCAAAAAUCUGUACUAUUUUAUUAUUAUUAAAUGUACUAAUAGAACAUGCAGAAUUUUUUAAAAUAAUUAAUAAUGAAACAAAACAUUCAUACUAUAAAUUAUAUAUAAGACCUUUAGUUAUAUAUAUAAAUUUUUCUUCAAUAUAUAAAUAUGAUUUAAAUAAAAAGUACAAUAAUACUUGUGAAAUAUUGGUGCGUAAAAUAUUUAUGUGGACACGUAAACGAAUGUAGGUGAAUGGUAUUGAGCUAAUUAAUAUAUUUGAUAAUAUAAAAAAAAAAUAUAUUAACUCUUUGGUAGCUUAGCUGUUUAAUAUUAAUAUUUCUUAUCAAAUAAGAAUCGUAUGCCUUAAUCGAAACAUCAUAUCGUUAUUGUAUUUAUAAUGCAAAAUUUAUACACGAUGUAUAUAGUACGAAGAAUAACUUCAGCGUGAGGAACUAUAUGCUACUAUAAAGUACCUUCUUAGAUACACUCUGAUAGAAAAAAACUGCCCAUGAAUGUAUUGAAUAUAUGAUUACUAUCGAAAUUUUUACAAAUACGACACGAUAAAACAGGAACCAAUUUUUUUGUAUUGUAUACAUCGCGUAUUAAUGUUAUAAUUUAUUAAUAUAGACCUUCUUUGUGUAUAGCAUAUGAAUGUAUCGUAAAACUAAUAUGUAGUCGGGCUGGAAAACGAGAAAAUAUCUCUACUAUGUUAUUGAUUGACAAGUUAAGAUUCAUUUAAAUAUCUUGACAGUACUCAUAAGUAGGAUUUAUUAAGACUCUAAGUGAACUCUGAAAAAGGGUUGUUAAUAUUUUUUAGUUUUUUUUUUUUUAUUUACUUUAAUUUUACAAAAUUUUAUUUUAUAGAUUUAGCAAUUACAAAAAUAAAAUUAAUUGAUUGUUAAUUGAUUUGACGAAAUAAAAAUGUACAUAGAAGCCUGCUCGAGUCUAAUUUCUCAUAGCAAACGAUGCAUCUCGUAUGUAUACCAUAAAAAGGAAUUGUAUUUGUAGUGUGAUGUAGUAAUAUUUAGACUGUAUUUUGAGGCUUUUAUCGCGUAAAAAUUGGAUAAAUUUAUAAAAGACAUUUGUUUGUAAUUUUUUUUUUUAUAUACAAUUUAAGAGAAAAAGUAUUCCUAAAGAAGCCAACCGAUAAAUGAUGCCAAGAAACUUUAUAAGAUUUAUACUUGAAAUAUAUUAUUAUAAAUUAUAUUACAUUGCAUUUAUAUAAUUUAUACAAAACUAAAUAACAUGAGAGACGUCAAAACAUAUGUAUAUGCUAGAAACUUGUGAUUGAUUUAUUUCAUACAUGAAUUAAUUUUGUAUAUGAAAUAAAAGUUAAUAUUACUAAUAAAUUAUAGUAACCAUCGUCUACAACUAACUUAACCUAUAAACUGAUACUAGAAACAAACUGCCUGUUUUAAGGUAUUUUAAUGAAAAUAAUAUUAGAUUUUUAUUAUAGAUUUUGAUGUCACAGGAAAAUUAUCACAUUUUGUACAUUUUGCACACAAAAAAAAAAAAACAAAAGAAUAAUAAUUAAAUAAAGCAACAGAACAAAGUUACAUUAUAUUUCAUUAAGAUUUUAUGAUCAUUCCAAAGAGGUUAAACGUUUUAAAUACUAGAUUCAGUAAUUUCUCUACUAUGCACUAUUGAAAUACUAAGUUUUAUGCUAAUCUUUCCUAUUUUCUUUAUUACAUACUUAUACAUUUACAUAAUAUUUCAUUAGUACUUAAUGAUUUUCUUAAAAACUAUAAAUCAUUUCCUGGAAUUAUACAGAAUAUAGAUUGCUUAUUUCUUAUAUGUAUAUGGAUUUGUUAAAAAUGUAAACAUCAAAUACUCAACUACACAUAUUUGUUCCAAUGUAAUUCAGGAAAAGUUACUAUAUAAUUUAUCAUAAUAAAUAAGAAUAUAUAUCAUUCUAUAUUAUAAAAUAUAUGUAAGUACACAGCAACACAAUAUGAUAUAAUUUUGUUUUAAACGCGAAAACAAUAUUUUAAGCAAUUUUAAUUAGUUCUUUUUAAAAAUAUAUGCUGUCAUAGUCCAAUAUAUACUUUUCUGGUCAAUUUUCUUUGUUAAUAACUAUUACCCACGCUUCUUAAAAACUAUUAUAAUUGUUUUGAGCUUUAAGUCGCGAGUACAAUGCUAAUAAUAGUAAGUAAUAUAGAUUAAUAUAUAAUUUAUAGCGUAUAUAACAUAUAUUUAUUGACUUAAGGUGUUUUGGCUUGGUCCUUAUUGUAUUAAUUUAUGUAGUUUAUCAAGGCUGGUUUAUAUAUAUUUUUAUUUUGUUAUUGGCCCAAUUUCAUUCUUAAAAUGUAAAUACUUAACUCCUAAGAUUUUUUUUUUAAUCUAUGACUGUGUUUAAAGUAUUCGAACGUAUUAAAAAAUAAAUCUCUGUACCAUCAGCGUAUGGCGAUAAUUUACAAAGAUUUUUAAAUUUAUUGUCAUGUGUCUACCGCAUACGCAAUGAUUUGUUAUUCAUAUUCUUUGCAACAUACCUAAUACCAACAUAAUUCUUAUUACUAUUUUUUUUUGUAAAUUAUUUUAAAAUAUUAAAUCCAGCCAGCAAUAUCUUAAAAUAGAAUUAAAGUUUGCGACUUUUUUUUAAAUAAGUACUUUAAUUUUGUGACAGUAUUAUUUUUUCUUAUAUAUAUGGAUUUAAGUAUUUUCUCUUAAACUUCACAGUGAAAAUAUUUAUGAUUGUAUCUACUUUUUAUAUUUUUCUAGAUGUAAUGUGGUUGAUUCUGCAUUGCCAUUUCCUGCACCAGUCUCUAAAAUUUAAACUAUAUUAUGCACCACCAUGUUCUAAAUUUAAUGUUUCAAUUGAAAUUUAUUGUAAUUUUAGUCAAUGCUGAUUCUUACAAUAAUUUUACUAUAAUAUUAAAUUGGAUUUAAAAUAUCGUUCUGCAUAGGCAUAAAGAAUGGCGCUUUAAAAUCGACCACAAUAUCUAGAAUUCAAAAUAUACUUUUUUGUAUGUACUUACAAUGUUUUCUGUACUAAAAAUAAAUGUAUUAUUGGCA